Molecule: messenger RNA, 1599 nt
Organism: Raphanus sativus (radish)
Lineage: Eukaryota; Viridiplantae; Streptophyta; Magnoliopsida; Brassicales; Brassicaceae
Product: FHA domain-containing protein At4g14490
Exons: 1
Coding region: 59-1411 (450 amino acids)
Molecular function (GO): protein binding; mRNA binding
Source: RefSeq, a predicted model, not a curated record
UUCAAAUUCCCUCCGAAUAUUCCUUCUUAGAGAAGACGCUCUUUACUCUCCAGACACGAUGUCUCCGCCACCGCUGAAGCUCGCGUUCGUCAAGGGCCCAAGAGAAGGCGAAACUCUCGAGUACAAACCCGGAUCCACUAUCCGGAUCGGGCGGGUCGUUCGCGGCAACGAAAUCGCCAUCAAAGACGCCGGAAUCUCCACCAAACACAUCCGAAUCGUCUCCGAUUCGGAGAACUGGAUAAUCCACGACCUUGGAUCUUCCAACGGCACCACACUCAACUCGGAAUCUCUCGACGCAGACACUCCCGUUACUCUCCGCCAGGGAGACGAAAUCAAGCUCGGUGAGUAUACUUCCAUUGUAGUGAGCUUCGAGACUGAUGUUCAGGAGGAGGAGGAGCCUAAGCUACCCCCGAGGCCGAGAAGGAAUACAAGGCGCCUUCCUGUUGCGGAUCCGGAUCCGGUUCAGGAGAAACCAACGCGUAAGGGUAGAUCUGCGAGGCAAGAGGAACCUGAACCGCCGAAGAGAACAACUAGGGCUACGAAGGAGGCGGAAGAAUCUGUUCCAGUGGAGAAGAAGGGAAAGUCUAGGGCUCGUGGAGGUAGGAAGAACGCUGAGGAUGUUUUGAAUUCAAUCAAAUUGGAAGUUGAGGAGGAUACACCAAAGGGAGUGGAGAUGUCAGCGAUGAAGAGAGUGACAAGGAGCAGCAGAAAGAUUGGGAAUGCAAAAAGUGAGGAGGAUACUAGUUUAGAGGAGAUGAGAAUACCUUCAAGGGCUACGAGGAGCAAGAGGAAAGAGGUUGGUGGAGAUUCUUAUCUGGACUUGGAUAUGGUCUUGAGCCAAGCCCGUGCUAAGAAGAAGAAAGUGGAGCAGAAGAGCGUUGUUGAAGAGAUGGAAGCUACAAAUAAGAGUGUUGAAGGAGAUAAGGAAGAUGAAAGAGGUGUUAGUGAACCUAGUGAUAAAGAAGAUGAGGCACCUAAGAGGGUCGAGAUUGAGUCAAGAAAGAGCACAUUAGGAGAAGAGGAUGUUGAAGAAGAUAAGGAAAAUGAGAAGGAGGAUGUUACUGACACGAGUGAUAAAGAUGAUCAGACGUCCAAGAAGGUUGAGGUUGAGUCAGGGAAGAGCUCAUUAGGAGAAGAGGAUCUGAACUGUAGUGUUAAAGAAGAUGGAGAGGAAGAGAACUUACCAGAUACAUCAGAUGGUGGGUGUGAUGAAGAAGAAGAAGAAUCCAGGAAUGUAGAGAAGGUAGAUUUAGAGAAGAUGACACUAGGAGACUGGUUUAAAUACAUGGAGGUAUACCUGCGGAAAAAGAUAGUGGAUGAGACAGAGGAGAUGAUAGAGGGAAUGAGAGCUAAAUCUCGAAGAGUUCACCAGUAUAUUGCAGAGCAGAAGGGAAAAGAAAAGGAUGUGUGAGUUAAUUAAGGACCAUCCCGUGAGAGAGAGAACUAUCUAUGACCCUAGUCCUUCUUAAGUUAGGUAGCUAACAUCUCUUUUUUCUUUUUUAUCGGCUUAACGUUCUUAAUUAUGAAUCUCUUUGUAUGAGAUUGUUUUAAAUCAAGCACCUACUGUAUCUAUAUAUAUAUAACUCGCUUUGGUGCUGA